ACUACUGCAAAAAUAAGAUAUAUAUAUAGGACUCGUUAAAGCGAACUUCAAAGCAGGACUUCUGUUGUCGAAUACAAAGUGACCGCUGGUAUGCUCAAAAUUAGUGUGCUUGCGCUGGUCCUUACUACCGCUGGAAAAUUGUGGAAUGUAGCUGAAGCAAAGAAGCAAGAGGCUCCUAGACGUACCACAGGGGCAACCACACAGAAUGUUUUUAAAGAGUUCUGGACGAAUCACACGAAUGUAUGGACAGCAAAACUCCACUAAUGUGUUUUAUAGCUGCGAGUGGGAAGAGCCUAAAAACAUGACUGACACUGGCCUGCAAACAAUAACACACUUCGACACCUAUAAUAUGAUCAUAUUCAACUGGACGUUCGAUAAAAACAACACAAUCACGAGCAAACUGACAGAUUUCGGAAUAACACGGCGUAUUGUGUAUCACAAUAUUAGCUGUGCGGUUUUCAAGGAUGAGAUGUGGUGGCAGAGACCAGGGAAGAAACAAAAGGGCAAAAAAGCGAAAAAAGGGAAAGGCGAUACGCGCGUGAAAAGUAAGUAAAACUUGUCAAAUACCAUUAGAAGUGGUGUUCAAUACAAACUGGUUUUCGAUCGCACGAUGAUAAAAGGACAUGUGCCCGCUGACUGCAGAAAGGAAUACAAAAACGUGAUAGGCAAUGCAACGAACUAUAGAAUCUACCAGAAUAGCUGUAAAAGGCCACACCAAAACAAAUCAACAAGGAUCUACUGUUAUCUGUACCUUGAAUUUCAAUAUAGUACUUCUAAAAUUUUUCAUCUUCAGUAUUUACAAUAAAAUGUCAAUC
Rhipicephalus sanguineus (brown dog tick) is the source of this 815-nucleotide messenger RNA. RefSeq lists its product as uncharacterized. The coding region runs from base 206 to 553 and encodes 115 amino acids. Lineage: Eukaryota; Metazoa; Arthropoda; Arachnida; Ixodida; Ixodidae. The record is from RefSeq and is a predicted model, not a curated record. The transcript is spliced from 7 exons.